Messenger RNA from Alternaria alternata, 1376 nucleotides. Its product is annotated as HET-domain-containing protein. The transcript has a single exon. The record is from RefSeq and is a predicted model, not a curated record. NCBI's taxonomy places the organism in Eukaryota, Fungi, Ascomycota, Dothideomycetes, Pleosporales, Pleosporaceae. Bases 44 to 1174 code for a protein of 376 amino acids.
CCGCAACCCUUCAUUCCAAGGUUUUGUUUAAUGGUCUCCAAUCAUGCGUCUUCUUCGAUUGGAUCCUGAAAAGGCCACAUGGAUUCUCGAAGACUUCCCAGGACCAGUGACUCCCUUCUACGCUAUUCUCUCACAUACCUGGGGCCGUGACGAAGAUGAGGUGAAGUUUGAAGACAUCCAAGAUGGACUGCGGUAUGAAGGUGAUACUAGCAAGCCAGGUUACGACAAACUCCGCUUUUGUCAGGAGAAAGUGGAGAAGGACGGUCUGACAUACUUCUGGAUAGACACUUGCUGCAUCAAGAAGUCGGACAGCGCCGAGUUACAACGAUCGCUAGCCUCCAUGUUUUACUGGUAUCAGAGAGCUGCCAGAUGCUACGUGUAUCUCUGCGACGUAUCCAUCGACGAUUCUACUGAAGAUCCUGAAUCCAAAUGGGAGCAAGCGUUCUCGAAGAGCAGAUGGUUCAAGCGUGGCUGGACGCUUCAAGAACUGAUCGCGCCAGGUUCCAUUUUCUUUUUCUCCAAAGAGAAAAGCUUUCUAGGCGACAAGAAGGAACUGGUAUCUACGAUCAGUACCGUUACCCGUAUCCCUGGUCCAGCUCUCGAAGGGGUGGAACUUUCGCGCUAUAGUCAAAACGACCGGAUGUCUUGGACAUGGGGCCGCAUGACAACAGUCCCAGAAGAUGCUGCUUAUUGUUUGAUCGGUAUGUUCGAUGUGGAGCUAGACAUGAGGUAUGCAGAUGGCGACUAUGACAAGAGGAAGAAUGCUGCCAUGAAAAGGCUUCGAAAAGCUAUCGAAGAGGAUGAUAUCGAACCCGGACAAUCACGAGAUGUCCUACGGAUUGGCGGCGCAUCUUGGUUCGACCUGGUUGCAUUGAAAGAAGACCAGCUGCGUCAAUUAGAUCUCGACCUUCAAGAAUACCAGAAGUGGCUGCUUGUCGACUUUCCAAAGCAGCUCAAGGCUGCGUCAAGCCUUGCCACUUUUCUCAUCACUUUUUCACAGAAUGCAGGCAAACGGAUGAAGGAAUUGCUAGCAAAACAUGGGGUCCGUUACCAAGAUCUGUCAGAUCUUGAAGCUACCGUGAAAGCUUGGGACAAGCCGUGGGCCGUCUACAACGACGAGAGGGCCACUGCUCAAGCUCGAGUGCAGGGGCUGGUGCAAAAUCGGUGGUACUGAACGAUAAAAAAUCAGCAGAACCUCUACACAGUCAUCACUGCAGCUAGAACGUUCGAAGAUCUGAUGAUUUGGAGAGGAACGUGGAAGAAGAAUUGACCUCGUCGAUAGUAAGAAGACGAGUUAAACACCUCGUUGUCGAUUGUUCCAAGGUUUAUCACCAACUAGCUAGCUGCUUCGCUCGAUCAAAUCCACCCCGUAGUUG